AAAGGAAGAAGGAAAGGAAGACAGUCAAGUGACAGAACUUUUUUCUGGAAAUUUCCACCAUGACCGUGUUAGAUAACAGGAGGAACUGUUGCUGGUUUGGCUGUAUUGUAUUCUGUAUACAUACAGUUCUUUCUGGAAAAAACGAAACGAGUACUUUAUCACCCCCUUUGUUAGAAGAAUGGAAGAUUCUCUACUACAAGCUGCCAAUUACCGUUGUGGUGAUCAUCUUUUUAGCCAGUACUUCCAUUCUUGUGUCACGUCUAGUAGACAGAGUCUAUAAUACUUACAAAGACAACUGGGCUAUACGCGAAGACGUCGCUGAUGUGAACUAUCAAACAAAAGAACUGAUUAGAAACAAAAUGAAAGUCAAUGCUGAGACAAACACCGACGAUUCUGGAGUUACCAACGUUUGGCUAAAGAAAUACAUAAAUCUUUGGAUGCAACGUGUUGCCGAGAAAAAGCGCACUGAAAGAGUUUCCAAUGUCAUCACAUCGCAGCAUAGGAAGAGCGUAUCGGUGGCUGGCACGUCAGAAAUGAUGGAACCAGAUGUUAUCUCUCAUGUUGUCGUGAUUGAAGUUGGAUCUAGUCGAUGUCCUUCGAACAGCGACCUUAAAGCAACUGGAUAUAUAUAA
Octopus sinensis (East Asian common octopus) is the source of this 632-nucleotide messenger RNA. RefSeq lists its product as uncharacterized. The record is from RefSeq and is a predicted model, not a curated record. Bases 60 to 632 code for a protein of 190 amino acids. Lineage: Eukaryota; Metazoa; Mollusca; Cephalopoda; Octopoda; Octopodidae. The transcript has 2 exons.